CGACAAUAGUAAACAGAUUUAUACCGAAUUUUAUUUCGGUUAUCUGAUGAAAAAUCUCAAAAUAUAACGUAAUUUUGCGUUUGAAGCAAUUAAUAAAGCACAAUGGAGGAACAAAAAAUUAAACAGUAUUUUUUGAAAAUUAUUAAAGAAGAGGAGGAUGUUUCUAUAGGGGUGGCUGCUAUUAGAACCUUAUUAGAAAUUAUUAGACAGUCAAAAUCUGAAACUGUUCAAGAAUUAGAGUUAAUAUUAAAAGAUGCUAUCAAUAUUAUGAAAAAUCUCAAUAUACCGGUAGCUGGAAUAACAUCGGGUUGUGAAUUAUUUCUUAGGUUUAUCACUUUAACUACCCUAGAUGCUUCAUUAAAAGAAGUUAGAGCAAGAAUGUUGGAAAGGGGUCAAAUGUUUUUAAAAAAAUUGAACGAAUCCAGAAAUAAAAUAGUCAGGAUUGCUUCUGAUUUUAUUCUUGAUGGUUCUUCCAUUUUGACUCAUUCACGAUCAAGAGUGGUUUUACAGACUUUGAUUGAAGCUUCAAAACAACAAAGGCAAUUUCAUGUGUUUGUUACUAUAUCAGCUCCAGAUGACAGUGGAAAACAUAUGCAUAAAGAUUUGGAAGCAGCUGGUAUCCCUUGUACAAUAAUUUUGGACUCUGCAAUUGGUUACAUAAUGGAACAAGUAAAUUUUAUAAUGGUGGGGGCUGAAAGUGUAGUGGAGAGUGGUGGAAUUGUUAAUAAGGUUGGAAGUUACACAAUGGCAGUGUGCGCAAAAGAAAUGAAAAAACCUUUUUAUGUUUUGACGGAGAGUUUUAAGUUUACAAGAUUGUUUCCUUUGAAUCAAACUGAUUUACCUGCUGAGUAUAAGUACAAUUCGGAAAAACGUAAAAACAUCGAUUUACAAAAGGCGCAUCCUCUCGUCGACUACACUCCGCCAUCUUACAUAACCCUACUUUUCACGGAUUUGGGCAUUUUAACUCCAUCGGCCAUCAGCGAUGAAUUAAUUAAGCUUUAUUUAUAAAUAUUUGUUGUACUUUUAAGUUUUUAAAUAUAACUUUUUUAUGAUAAAAAUAUGCC
Messenger RNA from Brassicogethes aeneus, 1064 nucleotides. Lineage: Eukaryota; Metazoa; Arthropoda; Insecta; Coleoptera; Nitidulidae. The record is from the annotation of a GenBank genome assembly.